GUGUCGUAAACUGCCCUGCGAGCGCUGCUCCUGACGUCGAUUUGUGGGCGGUUAGCUCAGUGACCGCAGGUACUGAACCUCAGAGGUACGUGGACAGCGUCGAUUCUCUGUUAGCCUCAGCCCCGGCACGAUGGCAGGUACCUUGGCCCGGAAAGCCGUGGACCACCUGAAGAGCAAGGAGUUCAGGGACUACCUUAUGAGCACACACUUCUGGGGUCCUGUGGCCAACUGGGGUCUUCCUAUUGCAGCCAUCAGUGACAUGAAAAAAAGCCCAGAGAUUAUCAGUGGGAGGAUGACCUUUGCGCUGACCUGCUACUCACUGCUGUUCAUGAGGUUUGCGUACAAGGUCCAGCCAAGGAACUGGCUUCUUUUUGCCUGCCACAUCACAAAUGAGACUGCACAGCUCAUCCAGGGUGGAAGGCUCAUCAAAUACAAGUAUGUUGGUUCUGCUCCCCCAUUCAAAGUGGGCGAAUAAAAGGAUGACAGUAAGACAGAUGUGACAUUUUACAUGUGUAGAGAUGGAGGGGAACACCUGUUGUAAAUUGUUCUACGUGAUAUUUCAAAAUGGAUUGGAUGAGUAAAUAAAGUAACUAUCACUCAAGGGAUGCUAGUUUCAUCCAAUAAAUAUGUUAGAAAAUUAGUAGAUUUCAGAAUGUAAGGCAGAGCCAAGUCCUGAACUCACAAACAGAUGAAGAAAUUGAUGUUGGUAUUUCCAACCACGUUUAUCAAGAAUUUGGUGAAAAUGUAACACUCACCAAAAAAAUUUGCUCAGUUCCACACCGGCAAACACUUGCACAGCCAAGUAAUCAACCACUGUUAACAUGGAUCAUCACUGAAGGGCCAAUGAGUGAAACUCGACUUGCACGUGCAUGGCUUUCGAUGUAAGGGAGGGUAAACAGGAUUACUGUUGCAUUCUGCAUGUGUGGGCUGUGGAAAGAAACCAUUUGUACUUGACAUGUAAAUUCUGUACAGUCAGAUUCGAGCCUAGAUCCAAAACCACAGUCCAUUAGCUGUGAGGUAUCAAAGCUACAUGUUGCAUCACUGCAUUAAAAGAAAAUUAGCUAAAUGUAACAGAUUUAUAAAAUCAGGGUUUUUAGAUGGCUUACUGUCAGUUUAGAUGUGUGGUUGGGUUUUUAAUAGGAAUGGAUAUUGCUUAAAUCACGGUGAAAAUCCCGUUUCCGUGUCGUAAUGUUUCCAUUUUCUUUUUUUUUUGACGUUUUAGCUUUAUGGUGUAUGGCACGUGACUUGUUUUCAUGUUGUUAUAAGGUAUAAUUACAGUAGGUUCUCCUUGAGACACCUCUGCAUUCUCCAGCUAUCUCCUGUUUCUUUGUUUAGAAGCGUGGGCCUCCUGAUUGAGCCUAUCUGCAGAAAAUGCACUUUUGUAUGGCACUACUGACAGUGUCUUUAUUAAUCAGCAGACUGCGUGAUUGUGAUGCAUUACACCUAUUCAAAUUGUCUUAUGGAUAUUGCUCCGAAUCCUGGGCUUUAUUACAUAGUUGCAUCUAUAAAAUAGAAGAAUGUUGCUUGCCAACUUCCUUCUGUGGCUCUUUUACAAUAAGUUUUUAGUUUACUGGCUCUUGUUUUUUUUGGGGGGGAGGGAUUUGGCUGCUGUGAGUAAACGUCGAAGAGAGAUCUUUGUGGCAUGAAAUACGUAUUACAUGUAUUCAUUUAGCCGACAUUUUUCUCUAAUGCAGGACACUAAGCUUUUCACAGUGAU
Scleropages formosus (Asian bonytongue) is the source of this 1717-nucleotide messenger RNA. RefSeq names its product mitochondrial pyruvate carrier 1 (gene mpc1). The record is from RefSeq and is a predicted model, not a curated record. The transcript is spliced from 4 exons. Gene Ontology annotation, biological process: pyruvate import into mitochondria. NCBI's taxonomy places the organism in Eukaryota, Metazoa, Chordata, Actinopteri, Osteoglossiformes, Osteoglossidae. Gene Ontology annotation, cellular component: mitochondrial inner membrane. Bases 131 to 475 code for a protein of 114 amino acids.